AUGUCUCCCAAGCAAAGGAAGAAAGCAUCUCCCCGUGUGAAAAAGCAGACUUCAUCUGGCUCCGAUUCUUCUUUGACAUCCCCCGUAAUACCAUCAUCAGCAACCAAUUACCGUGAAAUCCACCUCAAUGAGGUGGAAGCACUCCGUUCAAUCUAUGGCGAUGAUUAUCAAGAAGUGGAAACGCGGCGGACAGCAUGGCAGCAAUCGUCCAAUGUAACAUUCAAACUUCAUCUCCGUGCUUCCUCGAACCCAGAGCCCUACCUGGUGCUUCUUGUAGAGCUGCCAGCUACGUACCCCAAAACAACUCCGAAUCUGGCUUUACAGAAGCUCGACGAUCUCCGCGAAAACGCUCGGUCACGAAUCCAGAAGAUCAUACGGGACAAACCGAAACAGCUGCUCGGCAGCGAAAUGAUUUUUGAGCUAGCUGUGUCUAUUCAGGAUGUCUUGGAGGACGUUGCGCAAGCACGCGAGCAUGACAAGGACCUGCCGAGUCUCGAGGAGGAGCGCAUAGAGCAAGAGGCCGCUGCCAUUCACCGUGCCGAGCUUGAAAAACAAGAAGAAUUGCGAAAGCGCGAGGCUGCGCAAGCAGAAGAAGCACGUGCAUUACAGCUGAUGCUUGAAGACCGGGCGCGACAGCGAAACAAGGCUCAACUUCUGCGAAGAAAAAGUCGGACUGGUGGUGUCGAGUCGAGUGAUGUUGAGGAUUUGGUUGAAAAUACCCCAGGCGCCAUUCGCUUCGAUCCUCCGAUCACGGUUGGCGAUACCGAUGACAAGCCCCUUUUCUUCCGUGCCGUCCACGCCAAAACGUUGCUACAAAGCAGACAAGGAAAGAAGGCUUUCACUGUGAGACCCGUCGUUCCUGAAGAUAGGUGCCACGUGCCUCUGCUUGUGCUCAAAGAAAUCACACUCAGCGAGAAACGCUCAAAUACCCCUGCUGUUCGAGAGCAAAUAAGAUCUAGCGAGGACAAACUGGAAGGCUUGAAGAGAUUGCGGCAUCCAAAUCUUGUCGAUUUUCUCGGGUUCAAAAUCAUUCGCCCAUCUACCAAUCUUGCGUCGGCCGACAAUGCCUGGACAGUUCUGACUCUCGUGGAAUUUGCGAAUAAGGGCUCUCUACUGGAGCUCCUCGACAUCGUAGGGACCGUUGCUGUUGAAACUCUGCGUGGCUGGAUGAUACAACUUCUUGAGGCAUUGGAAUUUUAUCAUCGUAGUGGCUUCGUUCAUGGUAAUAUCCAUUGCGGUCGCGUCAUGCUGAAUCGGAGUCCCUCCGGAGGCACAAUUGUCAAACUUGAAGCCGGCGUCGAAGAGGCAUUACCUGAGUCUCCUGGUGCGAAGCGAUCACUGACCACGUCGAAGUCUCCGUUAUGGUUCCCCCCUGAGCUAACUCACGAAGGGGCUACCCCAAGCAUGAAGACCGAUGUCUGGGAUCUUGGAAUCAUUCUACUGCAAAUGGCGUUUGGCAAAGAUGUCCUCCUGCGGUACACAUCGGCCAACCAGCUGAUGGUGUCGUUGGGCCUGUCCCCUCCAUUACAAGACUUGCUAGGGGAAUUUUUCCGACCCGAUCCCAAGAAGCGACCUACUGCCUUCCAGCUCCAACCAUCGGAAUUCUUCCGCGUGGACGCACCUCUUACGGUGCGUGACAGGUCGUCCAAUUCGGUAUCAAUGCAACGCCGACCGCGCUUGGACUCAUUUGGGGCCAUGCCGGCCUUUUCCAGGUACCACCAGGACUUUGACGAAGCCGGCCACCUGGGCCGAGGUGGUUUCGGGCAGGUCGUUAAAGCGAGGAACAAGCUGGACGGGCGAUUCUACGCCGUAAAGAAAAUUUCUCAAACAUCUUCGGCGGCUCUGAAGGAUACUCUUUCUGAAAUCAUGCUUCUCUCAAGGCUGAAUCAUCCUUAUGUUGUGCGAUACUACACCGCAUGGUUGGAGGAGGACUUCAAUCAGGUCGAAGAGGAAGCGAUCUCUUCAACUGAAGGCGAUCCAUUCUCAAGUCAAGAUCACCGCGGUUUCAGUACUGGUGGCCUAGACUUUAUCAGCUCUAGUGGAUAUCCGAAGAUCGAGUUUGCUGCCUCGGGGAGUGAAGAUGAACUAGACAGAACAAUGUCUGGAGCAGAUGACAGUGAAUCUUCUAGUAUUUUCGAGAAUGAUUCUGGAUCCGAGGCUAGCGGUGAACUCAGUCGAGUGCACUCGGGCUCUUACGGCCGCCCUAUUCUCACGACACUCUACAUUCAGAUGGAGUACUGUGAGAAGCAUACACUGCGUGACCUGAUUCGAAAUGGCUUGUACGAUGACAUAGACCGCUCGUGGCGUCUCUUUAGACAGAUACUGGAUGGGCUGAGCCACAUUCACAGCCAUGGCAUUAUUCACAGAGACUUGAAGCCGGAUAACAUUUUCAUCGAUGUCGCCAACAACCCGCGAAUUGGUGACUUCGGUCUUGCCACCAGUGGGCAAUUUACUACUGCGGUACGCUCAUCUGCAGCUGCGGAUUUCGAAGGUGACUUCACGCGCAGUUUGGGGACAACCUACUACGUAGCUCCAGAGAUGAAGUCCGGAUUACCGGGACACUACAAUGAGAAAGUUGACAUGUUUUCUCUCGGCGUCAUUUUCUUUGAGAUGUGCCAUCCCUUGACGACGGGAAUGGAGCGCGAUCACACAUUGCGAUCCAUCAGAGAAAGAUACCAUACCUUGCCUCCUACGUUCAGACAAUCAGAAAAAGUCGUCCAGGGACAGAUCAUUGAGUCUUUACUGAGCCAUGAUCCCUCCGCGCGUCCGACGGCAGCUGAGCUUCUCUCCAGCGGCAGAAUUCCUCUUCAAGUUGAGGAGGAGACGUUCCGGCGAGCCAUUGUUCACCUUUUGUCAGACCCGAGCUCCCCAGACUAUAAGAAGAUUCUAUCUGCUAUAUUCUCUCAGUCCCCGAAGAAGUUCGAGGACAUUGCGUGGGACGUAGAGUCUCAAACGGCUCCUGCCGCGAAUGAGCUUCUCAUUCAAGGUCUUGUCAGGAAGCGACUGACCUCCAUAUUCCGCAGGCACGGGGCAGUCGAGUCGCCAAGACAGAUGUUGUUCCCCCGUUCCCAUCAUUACACCGCUGGUGCCAUGCGGCUGCUGGAUGCUUCUGGCAAUUUGCUACAGUUGCCAUUUGAUCUCACACUUCCAAAUGCUCGAGCGAUUCCGCGGCAAGAUCCUUCCCUCGAGAAGACCUACGCUUUUGGGACUGUUUACAGAGAGUCUACCCACGGUAGCGAGCCACGAACUCAUCGAGAAGUGGAUUUUGAUAUCGUGUCAUACAAUACUCUGGACCUUGCGCUCAAGGAAGCAGAAGUGAUCAAAGUCCUCGAUGAGAUAAUCGAUGAAUUUCCGCCGCUCCGGUCUGCCACUAUGUGCUUUUUGGUCAAUCAUUCUGAUCUUCUUCAGCUCAUCAUGGAGUUUUGCCGCAUAACCCCGUCUCAAAUCCCUCUUGUGACGGAAGUCAUUAGUAAACUCAACAUCGGCAGAUACACCAUGCAAAAAAUCCGAAGUGAGCUCCGAUCUCCGUCCAUUGGAGUUGCAUCGACGUCUUUAGAUGACCUCGCUCGAUUUGACUUCCGGGAUUCACCCAAGGAAACUCUGCGCAGACUGUCGAGCAUCAUGGAAGGCACCGAGUUUGUCGAGCGUCUUGCUCCGAUAUUUGCUCGCUUGAAUGUGCUCAUGAAAUACCUUCAAAGCUUUGGGGUCAAGCGCAAAAUCUAUAUCAAUCCUCUGAGCAGCCUCCACGACAAAUUUUACCGGGGAAGCGUGUUAUUCCAGUGUGUUUUCGACAGUAAGCGCCGUGAUGUGUUCGCAGCAGGUGGUCGGUACGAUCGCUUGAUUCAGGAAUUCGCACCAAAGGCACUGUCGAAUAGACCACAGGCUCAUGCCGUUGGCUUUAAUCUAAGUUCAGACCGGCUGGGCUCUUCCAUGGCCGAGUAUUUAAAGACACGGGCACAGUUGAAAGACACUGAGGGACCAACCGAGAGAUAUUGGACCGCUCGAAGGUGUGAUGUCCUUGUGGCCAGCUUUGAUGCAACUGUCCUUCGCACGAUGGGUGUCAAGAUCAUUGAAGAUCUUUGGAAAAAUGGGAUCAGUGCAGAGCUUGCAGUGGAUACAUCCUCUUUGGAGGAGCUGAUGGCCCGGUAUCGGGAGCACAAUCAUCGCUGGAUCGUCAUCGCUAAACAAGAUAGUAAAGAGCGAGGGUACAAAGUUCGAAGUCUCUUGCGCAAGGAAGAGUUCGAUAUCCGUAGCUCUGAGCUCAUUGCGUGGCUUCGAAGCGAGAUGCAGAUGCAAGCCAGGCAUCAACGGGAUGGCGGUUUCGAUUCUCGCCAGGCUCGCCAGUCUAGUCAACAAGACGCCUCAUUUGCGGGUGAACGGGCGAAUGACGUGCGUAUUCUGGUCCCUCAACACAGGAGCAAGAAAACAAACCGCAGAAACAUCAUCGAAUCUGCGCUACUACACUCCCGUGAGGUUGUUGAGAACGCUCGCAAUGGGCCCAUCGUGGCGAUUGACACUCGUGAUGAUGUGCUUGACUCCAUUCGAAGCACGAGACUUUCCGACCCAGACAGUUGGCGUGCUGUGAUUCAGAAUGCGCCUUUGACCGAGAGAAAGUAUCUUAGUCAGGUGUACGAGUUGCUUAGUGAUCUGGCCUCGGAGGGCCGCUCAGAUGACAAUUCUGAGAAUUACAGCAAUGCCUUUAUCUACAACUACAGAACAGGCUCAUGCAUUUACUAUGACCUCGGCUACGGUGACAAGUGA
Molecule: messenger RNA, 4761 nt
Organism: Penicillium diatomitis
Lineage: Eukaryota; Fungi; Ascomycota; Eurotiomycetes; Eurotiales; Aspergillaceae
Gene: cpcC
Product: putative protein kinase (Gcn2)
Exons: 6
Coding region: 1-4761 (1586 amino acids)
Biological process (GO): regulation of translational initiation by eIF2 alpha phosphorylation; DNA damage checkpoint signaling
Molecular function (GO): protein binding; eukaryotic translation initiation factor 2alpha kinase activity; ATP binding
Source: RefSeq, a predicted model, not a curated record